Molecule: messenger RNA, 3534 nt
Organism: Ziziphus jujuba (common jujube)
Lineage: Eukaryota; Viridiplantae; Streptophyta; Magnoliopsida; Rosales; Rhamnaceae
Product: mechanosensitive ion channel protein 6
Exons: 5
Coding region: 346-3216 (956 amino acids)
Biological process (GO): transmembrane transport; monoatomic anion transport
Cellular component (GO): plasma membrane
Molecular function (GO): mechanosensitive monoatomic ion channel activity
Source: RefSeq, a predicted model, not a curated record
CGCCACAUGUUGUCUCUGUUGGCAUACUCUCACUCUCUAUUUCCUCUCUUCCCUAAUUUAUUUAAAUACCCACCUUUCUUCUAGUUGCCGGACACGCGUCAACCUAAUUUCCCCGCUGCAACAAAGAAGCUAAUAAAAAGAUUUUCAAAACAUAAGCUCUUUUUUUAUUUUUAAUUUAUUAUUUUCUUUGAUUCCAAACACAACUUUUUUCUUAUUUCUUUAUUCUUAUUUAGUUUGGUUUCCAUAACAAAUUCGCAAUCUCAGCAACAAUUUUUUUUAUUAAUAUUUAUUUAUUUAUUUAUUUUUUUUAUAAUUAAUAAUUUUUAAUCCUACAAUCCCUAUCUCAUGGAUUUCUCGUUGAAGAAAUCGUUUAAAUCACAUGGUUCUUAUAAGCAAAUGUUAAAGAUCGGUGGUGGCAUAGGUAACGACCACCAUAGCCACGACGACCCAGAAGGGCUUCCCAUUCUUUUUGAUCAGGACGUAGCGGUAGCAGAGCAUCAUCCUCAACAACAUCUAGAUUCAAUGUCCUCCGCUGCCGUCGCCGGCGAUUCCAAUAACCGGCGGGAGGUUAUCGUCAAAAUAGACGACGGCGAUUCUUCAACCAGUAGUAGAAACAUGGAGCAGCAGCAGCAGCAGCAGUCAAAGAUAUGGCGGGGUUCAAGCUACGAGUUCUGGAAAGAGGAUGACAACAAUGUGAGGGAUGGUAAUAAAGACGAUUUUCGUUUCGUUCAACGAGGUCAGUCGUCGUCGGCGUCGGCGUCGCCGGAUGAUCCGCCGUCGAAGCUUAUCGGUCAGUUUUUGCAUAAGCAGAAGGCGUCCGGCGACAUGUCGUUGGAUAUGGAUUUGGAGAUGGAUGAGCUCCGCCACGAGCGGAAUUUGCCUCCGCUCGCAGAGUCUCCGGCGAAGAGGAGCUCUUUCGGUCAGUCGAAGGAGCUCAAGGUUUCGUUCCAGCCGACGACGACGGCGGCUUCGAAUGACGACGUCGAGAUUCGUCUCAGCGAGUCGGUACGUCGCCGGAAUAAGGACUCCACGGAGGAGGAUAGCAGCGGUGGUAGUGGUAGAGGUAAUGGUGACGAUGAGGUCGUGAGGUGUACGUCAAACGCAGCGUUUGAGCGCGAGGUUUCGUUUCAGAGCAAGUCCAGUUUGUUAAGGCUGAAGAAAACCAAGUCUAGACUGAUCGACCCGCCGGAGGAACCCGAAAAUAGAGCGAGUCGGGUUCCGAAAUCGGGUCAGGUGAUGAAAUCGGGGCAGCUUAGAUCCGGGAUGCUGGGUAAUUGGCCUUUGGAUGACGAUGACGAUGACCCGUUCUGGGAAGAUGAUUUACCGGAUGACUACAAGAAAGCUAAUCUAAGCGCAUUGACACUGCUUCAAUGGUUGAGUUUGAUUGUGAUCAUUGGAGUAUUCGCCUGCACUCUCUCUAUACCCUUUUUGAGGCGUAAGAACUGGUGGAAAUUGAAGCUGUGGAAAUGGGAGGUGUUGGUUUUGGUUUUGAUUUGUGGGCGUUUGUUUUCCGGGUGGGGGGUCCGGAUCGUAGUGUUCUUUAUAGAAAGGAAUUUCCUUCUGCGGAAGAGGGUUUUGUAUUUUGUUUACGGGCUUAGGAAAGCUGUUCAGAAUUGCCUUUGGCUGGGUCUUGUUUUGCUGGCAUGGCACUUUCUGUUUGAUGAAAAGGUUGAGAGAGAGACCAAGAGUGAUAAACUUAAAUAUGUCACCAAAGUCCUGGUGUGUUUGUUAGUGGGUACCUUAGUUUGGUUGGUGAAGACGCUGAUUGUUAAAGUUCUAGCCUCUUCUUUCCAUGUUAGUAAAUACUUUGAUCGGAUUCAGGAGUCUCUUUUCAAUCAGUAUGUAAUCGAAACGCUUUCGGGUCCGCCAUUGAUUGAGAUGAAGAGAACAGAGGAAGAGGAUGAGAGGCUUGUGGAUGAGGUUAGGAAGCUACAGAAUGCUGGGGCUACUAUCCCUCCUGAUCUCAAGAAUGCUGCUUUCCCAACAGCCAAAAGUGGAAGGGUGAUUGGGAGUGGAGGUUUGCAGAAAAGUCCUAGAAGGAGCAAUAAAUUUUCUCAACCAUUGAGCAAGAAACAAGAUGAUGGGAUAACAAUUGAUCACUUGCACAAGCUGAAUCCUAAGAAUGUGUCUGCUUGGAAUAUGAAGAGGCUAAUGAAUAUAGUUCGUCAUGGUUCUCUCACUACACUGGAUGAGCAGAUUCAGGAUUCCACCCGUGAUGAUGAGAAAGCAACCCAGAUCAAAAGUGAAGUUGAGGCAAAGGCUGCAGCUAAAAAGAUAUUUCAGAAUGUGGCUAGGCAUGGGUCAAAGCAUAUUUACCUACGAGAUUUAACACGUUUUUUGCGAGAUGACGAGGCUUUGAAGACCAUGAGUCUCUUUGAAGGGGCAUCUGAGAGUGGAAAAAUCAGCAAAACUUCCUUGAAGAACUGGGUGGUCAAUGCCUUUAGGGAGCGAAGAGCGCUUGCCUUGACGCUGAAUGACACAAAAACUGCUGUCAACAAACUCCAUCAUAUGGUUAAAAUAAUAAUUAUUUUCGUUAUAGGAGUUAUAUGGCUUCUCAUACUGGGAAUUGCAACCACCAAAUUUCUACUGUUUGUCAGUUCCCAGCUAGUCCUUGUGGCAUUUAUUUUUGGAAACACAUGCAAGACAGUAUUUGAAGCAAUCAUUUUCUUAUUUGUGGUUCAUCCUUUUGACGUGGGAGAUCGGUGUGAAAUCGAUGGAGUUCAGAUGGUUGUAGAAGAAAUGAACAUCUUGACUACAGUUUUUCUGAGGUAUGACAAUACGAAGAUUGUAUUCCCAAACAGUGUUCUUUCAACUAAACCCAUCAACAACUACUACCGUAGUCCCGACAUGGGAGAUGCUGUUGAAUUCUGCAUCCAUGUAUCUACUCCAGCAGAGAAAAUUGCUGCCAUUAAGCACAGAAUAACCAGUUAUAUCGAGAACAAGAAGGAGCAUUGGUGUACUCAACCGAUGAUUGUUAUGAAGGAUGUGGAAGAGCUGAAUAGGGUCAGAUUUGCAGUGUGGCUAAACCAUAAAAUGAAUUUCCAAGAUAUUGGAGAAAGGUGGAUGAGAAGGUCCCUUUUGGUUGAAGAAAUGAUAAAGAUUUUCCGGGAGCUUGAUCUUCAAUACCGCCUCUUCCCUCUUGACAUUAACAUAUGUUCCAUGCCUCCUGUGACCUCUACACGAGUCCCCACUAAUUGGACCGCAACGACAAGCUGAAGUAAGAAACACCAGAAGUGAAAAUCUUAAUUGUCUGAUCUCAAUGGGAAGCACAUAUUCAUUCUCUGGGCAGUUUCGGCCCUGCAUAGAUUUGUCCAUAAGAGUAGGAUGCUGUAGAAAGUGAAGAGCAUGAUUUUCUGUCCCAUUUUUUUUUUUUUAAGUUGAAAAAUAUACAAUAUGUAUUAUUAUUGUGUUUUAAAAUAACAUUGGUUAAUCAUUGUCCAAACCUCUCUCUUUACCUGCUGUAACUUGAGAUCUGGUUCCAUUUAUAAUUGGGGUUUAAUCACAAUUUAAUACAUGUAAUAAAAUUACACUUCA